Microcebus murinus (gray mouse lemur) is the source of this 3119-nucleotide messenger RNA. NCBI's taxonomy places the organism in Eukaryota, Metazoa, Chordata, Mammalia, Primates, Cheirogaleidae. The record is from RefSeq and is a predicted model, not a curated record.
AGCGCUGGACCCGGAAGUAAGGGUUGCUGGAAGCUGGGGUUGCCGGUGGCUGCCCCCAGGAGCUAAAGUCGGAGCAGAAUCGCCUGUGGGGCUGCGGGAGAGCGGCCAGCGAAGGGCCUCUCGCUGGGCAGGUUUUGUUCUCAUGGGCUUCCAUUUUGAAAUGGGAGAUGUGUCUUAAUGGAAUAAUAGAGAGGCUUCAAGGUACAAUUACUCUGUAUUAUAUAUUCAGUCAGUAUUUUCUCACCAUCUACUUACCAUUAGAGUGAACAAAGCAAAACCCCCUUUCUCCUGGAGCUUACUUAUGUUCUAGGAGCUGUAAGACAAGAACCAAGAGUCGUGCCAACUGUGGUGCUAGGCUGCAGAAGAGCAGUUUCUGAACUUGCCGUUGCCAUUGUCCUGAAGCUGGAGCUUGAGAGCUGAGGGAAGAUGAAGACUGUGCUCAUGGUUGCAGAAAAGCCGUCCUUGGCACAGUCCAUCGCCAAGAUCCUCUCUCAAGGGAGCAUGUCCUCACACAAAGGGCUGAACGGGGCCUGCUCAGUCCACGAGUACACAGGGACCUUCGCUGGCCAGCCGGUGCGCUUCAAGAUGACGUCUGUCUGUGGUCAUGUGAUGACCCUGGAUUUCCUGGGAAAGUACAAUAAGUGGGACAAGGUGGACCCCGCAGAGCUGUUCAGCCAAGCUCCGACAGAGAAGAGGGAAGCUAACCCCAAGCUGAACAUGGUGAAGUUCCUGCAGGUGGAGGGCAGAGGCUGCGAUUACAUCGUGCUGUGGCUGGACUGCGACAAGGAAGGGGAGAACAUUUGCUUUGAGGUCCUUGAUGCUGUUCUGCCUGUCAUGAACAAGGCCCACUGUGGCGAGAAGACAGUGUUCCGGGCCAGGUUCAGCUCCAUCACAGACACGGACAUCUGUAACGCCAUGGCCCGCCUGGGCGAGCCUGACCACAACGAGGCGCUCUCGGUGGACGCCCGCCAAGAGCUGGACCUGCGCAUCGGCUGUGCGUUCACCAGGUUUCAGACUAAAUAUUUCCAGGGAAAAUACGGUGACUUAGACAGCUCUCUCAUCUCCUUUGGGCCGUGUCAGACUCCCACCCUGGGGUUCUGCGUGGAGAGACAUGAUAAAAUCCAGUCCUUCAAACCGGAGAUCUACUGGGUGCUGCAGGCCAAGGUUAACACAGAUAAAGACAGAUCUCUCCUGUUGGACUGGGACCGAGUCAGAGUGUUUGACCGAGAGAUCGCACAGAUGUUUUUGAACUUGACAAAGCUAGAGAAGGAAGCCCAGGUGGAGGCCACAAGCAAGAAAGAAAAGGCCAAGCAGAGGCCCCUGGCCCUGAACACUGUGGAGAUGCUACGUGUGGCCAGCUCUUCUCUGGGUAUGGGGCCACAGCAUGCCAUGCAGACAGCUGAGCGGCUCUACACGCAAGGCUACAUCAGCUACCCGCGGACAGAGACCACCCACUACCCUGAAAACUUCGACCUGAAGGGUUCUCUGCGGCAGCAGGCCAACCACCCUUACUGGGCCAACGUGGUAAAACGGUUGUUAGCAGAAGGUAUCAAUCGUCCAAGGAAAGGCCACGAUGCUGGCGACCAUCCCCCCAUCACUCCCAUGAGGUCGGCCACAGAGGCCGAACUAGGGGGCGAUGCAUGGCGACUCUACGAAUACAUCACCAGACACUUCAUCGCCACGGUCAGCCACGACUGCAAGUACCUGCAGAGCACCAUCUCCUUCAGGAUCGGGCCCGAGCUCUUCACCUGCUCAGGGAGGACCGUCAUCUCCCCAGGCUUCACAGAGAUCAUGCCCUGGCAGAGCGUGCCCCUGGAGGAGAGCCUGCCCACCUGCCAGAGGGGCGACACCUUCCCCGUGGGCGAGGUGAAGGUGCUGGAGAAGCAGACGAGCCCGCCUGACUACCUGACGGAGGCCGAGCUCAUCACGCUCAUGGAGAAGCAUGGCAUCGGCACGGAUGCCAGCAUCCCCGUGCACAUCAACAACAUCUGCCAGCGCAACUACGUCACUGUGGAGAGUGGGCGCCGGCUGAAGCCCACCAACCUGGGCAUCGUCCUGGUGCAUGGCUACUACAAGAUUGACGCCGAGCUGGUGCUCCCCACCAUCCGCAGCGCUGUGGAGAAGCAGCUGAACCUGAUCGCCCAGGGCAAGGCCGACUACCGCCAGGUGCUGGGCCACACUCUGGAUGUGUUCAAGAGGAAGUUCCACUACUUCGUUGACUCCAUUGCCGGCAUGGACGAGUUGAUGGAGGUGUCAUUUUCACCCCUGGCAGCCACAGGCAAGCCCCUGUCGCGCUGCGGGAAGUGUCACCGGUUCAUGAAGUACAUCCAGGCUAAGCCCAGCCGCCUGCACUGCUCCCACUGCGACGAGACCUACACACUCCCCCAGAACGGCACCAUCAAGCUCUACAAGGAGCUCCGCUGCCCACUGGACGACUUUGAGCUGGUCCUGUGGUCAUCGGGCUCUCGGGGCAAGAGCUACCCGCUGUGCCCCUACUGCUACAACCACCCACCCUUCCGAGACAUGAAGAAAGGCAUGGGCUGCAACGAGUGCACGCACCCCUCCUGCCAGCACUCGCUGAGCCUGCUGGGCAUCGGCCAGUGUGUGGAGUGCGAGAGUGGUGUGCUGGUGCUGGACCCCACCUCGGGCCCAAAGUGGAAGGUGGCCUGCAACAAGUGCAACGUGGUGGCACACUGCUUUGAGAACGCCCACCGCGUGCGGGUGUCUGCUGACACCUGCAACAUGUGCGAGGCCGCCUUGCUUGACGUGGACUUCAACAAGGCCAAGUCCCCGCUCCCGGGCGAUGAGACACAGCAUGUGGGCUGCGUCUUCUGUGACCCUGUCUUCCAGGAGCUGGUGGAGCUGAAGCAUGCGGCCUCCUGCCACCCCAUGCACCGUGGUGGGCCAGGGAGGAGGCAGGGCCGAGGGCGAGGCCGGGCCCGGCGGCCCCCGGGGAAACCCAACCCCAGGCGGCCCAAGGACAAGAUGUCAGCCCUGGCUGCCUACUUUGUAUGAUGGCCCUGUUGCCCCCACCCAGGCUCCAGUGCAAUGCAGCCACCUCAUGACAGUUGUCCUCCAGGCCACUGAAACCAUUAAAAUGUCAUUUUGUUUUCUCCAGA